AGAGUCUGUCUCUCAUUCUCUCUCUCUCCCCCCUUUGCUGCCCUGCUCAAGUUUUUGGCUCACCACCCCCUACCCUCACUCACUCACUCUCUCUCUCUCUCUCACAUACGAUUUACUCACUCUCCAACUCAAAGCUCAAUACAAUUACCCGCCAAAAAGGUCUGUGCGGUUUCCUGUCUCGAUACGGUGCCGUCCAUGCGGCUUUCCAGGUAGUUGUUCCUUUUCUUUUGUUUUUGUUGGAUGGAAUCAGCGGUUGAGUCGUUCGAGGCGAGAUCGGAGGUUGUCGGUGAGAAGAGGCCGGCGGAGGAGGAUGGGGAUGUGGUGAGGGAGGCCUCGCCGCAUAAGAGAUUUAGGGGAGGGAAGCGGAGUUUGGUUGGGGAUGUGAAGAAGGUGGCGGAGAUGGUCUUGGUUUUGGCUGCGAUGGGGAAAAUGAGGGGAGGAAAGGGCCCCACUGAUGCUGAGAAGGAAUUGAUGGCAGAGGCGCGGAACAGGUUGGCUAAGGUUUGCGAGGGUUUUGCACCCAAGGACGUCUUCCCCAGGGAUGCUUUUGGGGGUGUAAUUGAGGAUUUGGGCCUUAAUAAAUUGAAAGAGCAGAGGCUAGGGUUUCGGCCGCCCAAAAUGUCUAUCGCUGAGAAGUUGUUGGUUUCCAAAAGAAAGAUGGAAAAGGCAGAAGCUUUUUCUCUACCAUCUACACCACACUCAUCUCGUCUGCAGGCAAACUCUGGUGCAGCUGUUGAGAGUCACAGUGCAUCACAUCCUGUUCGAGUGUCUCAGCCAGAUAAAUCAAGUCACAUGUCAAUAUCUUCAGGGAGCUUCCAGUCUACUACACCUUUAGGCCAUAGUACUACAGCAAAUUCUACAUCUUUGUCAUAUCAGCUUCCUACAAGUGAGAUAAGACCAAUAGUUUCCAGUGCAUUGCCUUCUAGUCAUUCAAGUUCAGCGGCAUUGCCAAGAGUUAACAGGCCGCACCUUAGAUCAGAUGGAAGAGCUAAUGGUUCUUCACAACCUUCACAAAUCCAGGCCACUUACUCUGCUAACUCAACUGCGCGGGCUCCAACUUGGUCAGUGCAACCCCCUUCUGCCUUAUCAUCCAAAACUGGAUCAGAUAAUAAGGUCCCUGUGAAUAUGUCCUUUAAGCUUGAGGGAGCUGCUGGUGUCAAAUCUGGAUUGGCCCCUCAAACAGCAUCAAGGACACUUGAUUCUCAGACAACAGGACCCGCUUCACAAGGCACUAAUCGUGUUCAACUUUCACCUGUGGCAAAUACCCAUGCUGAAAUUGGUAAAAUUGUCCAGAAAUUAUUACAACCACGGGCGUCUGAGCGUCCUACUUGGAAUCCACCUUCUAGGGAGUAUAUGAAUAAGGCUCUGACCUGUCAAAUGUGCAUGUCUACAGUGACAGAGAUAGAUAGCAUACUCAUUUGUGAUGCUUGUGAAAAGGGGUAUCACUUGAAAUGCCUCCCAUCAACUAACCAAAAGGGAGUUCCAAGAGGGGAGUGGCAUUGUGGAAAGUGCUUGUCUUUAAGCAAUGGUAAACCUUUGCCUCCUAAAUACGGUCGUGUCAUGAGAAAUAUCAAUACCCCAAAAGUGUCUUCCAAUUUAGUAUCUGGCACGUCCACUUCAAGUAAAAUAAUUGGUGGUUCAGAUGAUAAGGUUGGCCAGCCGAAGGUAAUAGUUAAUGGGAACAUUACAUUGGAAAACACUCCUACUGGAGUUGCAGGCAAUAAUCAAAGCCAUGUCAAAUCUGGGUCAGAGAGAAAAGAGGUUAGAGGGAUGCAGGAGAAUGAUAAUGUCUCGAAUAGGGGUAAGAUGGAUGAUAAAGUAUCUUCUGGAACUUGCCCAAAUAAUUUGGUGAAAACCUCCAGUUCUGCUAGUGUUUCACCUCUAAACUCAUUGGUGGGGAAAACCACCGUUGAGGACGUGGCUGAACUAAAACCAAAUUCUUCAGUAGAGUUAUCGAUAGUUCCCAGUUCAACUGAUAAAUCCCAGGCAAUUGCCAAUGCUGUAGAGGCAAGUUCAUUAGGGCGAUCUCUGGAAAAUAACUUUCUGAUGAGGGAUCCAAAAGAAUCUCAGGGCGAUGAGUCUUCGAACAAUACAAAUCGGAAGGAGCAAGCAGUUGUACGUGAUAAUCCUUCUGGAGUUGCUGCAAGUGCUGCGGCUUUGAACCAGGAUAGGUCCUCGGCAGAUGGUUUACAUACUGUCAACUGGGUUGGUGACCCGGUUCAAGUUUUGGAUGAAAAAGUCUAUUACAUAUCUUGCUGCAUCAAUGGACAUCUGUACAAAACGUUGGAUCACGUUCUUAUUCGCUUGAAUGGCAGACUUGUACCUUCAAAGCUACAGGGUAUGUGGGAGGAUAGAAAUACUACAACAAAGUGGGUAACAGUGAAUCAGUGUUACUUUCCUGGUGAUUUGCCUGAGGCUGUUGGCCGCCCAUGUGGCCUGGAAGACAGUGAGGUCUAUGAGUCUACUCGUGGUAGAGCAUUGAUGGCUGGCUUAAUAGAAGGCCCUUGUCAAGUCCUUCCUCCAAGAAGAUUUGCUGAAGAAAGUGAAAGGAGAACUUCUUCAAGUAAACAACCGAAUGAUCAUUUGCCGCUUUAUCUGUGCAAAUGGAUUUAUGAUGAAGCAAAAGGGCUGUUCCGGGAUAUUUCCUGUUAAGCAUGCUGUAGGCAUAUUAGGUAGCUUGUUGAUGUGGCCGUUACCAGUGAAGCAGGAUGCUCAGAUUCAGUUUUGUGUAAAAUAUGUAGCUCUAGUUGUAGUCUGUAUCAUCUCAUUGAUAGGUGGAUUUAGAUGGAGCUCUUUCUGGACACACCUCUUAUGGUGCUCAUUCAAGAACUACAAUUACGUUACAUGAUUGUUAAUGUAAAUGAGAUUAGUAUUUUUCUUUGUU
This is a messenger RNA of Sesamum indicum (sesame), 2884 nucleotides long. RefSeq lists its product as uncharacterized. NCBI's taxonomy places the organism in Eukaryota, Viridiplantae, Streptophyta, Magnoliopsida, Lamiales, Pedaliaceae. The record is from RefSeq and is a predicted model, not a curated record. Gene Ontology annotation, molecular function: chromatin binding.